UCAUUCAGCUCUCCAGCAAAUAUAAAAGAUGAAAUGGCGUUUGCUUAAUUCAUCACUUUUUCAUAGAAAAUGAAAUCAAGUUUGGAGAUGGAAAGGAAGAUAGAUGAUGCGGAAGACCCAGAUAAAGCACGGCUGUCUCAGCUCGGCUACAAGCAAGAGCUCAAGCGCCAUCUCUCGAUGUUGGAGAACUUUGCCUUCUCGUUCUCCAUCAUAUCGGUUCUGACUGGGAUCACAACCACGUACAACACAGGGCUUCGGUAUGGCGGACCAGUCUCAGCCACAUUAGGAUGGCUGCUGGUCUCACUGUUCAACGGCUGUGUGGCGUUAUCUAUGGCGGAGAUAUGCUCAGCCUACCCCACCGCCGGCGGCCUCUACUACUGGAGCGCCAAGCUCGCCGGCCCCCGUUGGGCUCCCCUUGCCUCCUGGAUCACUGGAUGGUUCAACAUCGUCGGGCAGUGGGCAGGAACUACUAGUAUAGACUUCUCAUUAGCACAGAUGGUUCAAGUGAUCAUUCUGUUGAGCACUGGUGGAGCCAAUGGAGGCGGAUAUUUGGCCUCUAAAUAUGUUGUUUUGGGCUGUUAUGCUGUUUUCUUAAUCAUCCAUGGAACCAUAAACAGCAUCUCUGUUAAGUGGGUUUCCUUUUGCUGCCAGUUGGGUGCGAUUUGGAACGUCAUAGGUGUUUUCCUGCUUACGAUCCUCAUUCCUGUGGUGGCCACUGAGAAAGCAAGUCCCCAGUUUGUGUUUGCACACUUCAAUGCUGAAAAUGAUGUAGGAAUUCAUAACCAGUUUUAUAUAUUUGUUCUUGGCCUCCUUAUGAGUCAAUAUUCUAUGGGAGGAUAUGAUGCAUCUGUUCAUAUGUCAGAGGAAACGAAGAACGCAGAUAUAAAUGGGCCAAAAGCAAUAAUCAACUCGGUCGCCAUAUCAACCAUUGUUGGCUAUAUCUAUUUGAUUAGUAUCACAUUUACAGUGAGAGACAUUCCAUAUCUCCUAAGAAGUGACAAUGAUGCUGGUGGCUAUGCAAUUGCAGAGGUCUUUUUUCUUGUCUUCAAGGACAGAUAUGGAAGUGGAGUUGGAGGAAUAAUUUGUUUAGGAUUUGCCGCAAUUGCAGUUUUCUUUUGUGGCUUGAGUGCAGUAACUAGCAAUUCCAGGAUGACUUAUGCGUUUUCUAGGGAUGGAGCAAUGCCAUUUUCAUCAUUGUGGUGCAAAGUGAACAAGGAGGAAGUUCCACGAAAUGCAGUUUGGCUUGCUUUGGCCGUCUCUUUUUGCAUGGCUUUAACGUCUUUGGGAAGCCUGGUUGCAUUUCAAGCCAUGGUGUCAAUAGCAACAAUUGGGCUCUACAUUGCAUAUGCAUUGCCCAUCUUCUUCAGAGUGACAUUGGGUCGACAAUCAUUUGUUCCAGGUCCUUUCUCCCUUGGUCGUUGGGGCAUCUUCUGCGGUUGGGUUGCUGUGAUUUGGGUGGCGGUGAUAACAGUCCUCUUCUCCCUCCCUGUUGCUUAUCCGAUUAAAAAAGAUAAUCUCAACUACACUCCAAUUGCAGUUGGUGGAGUCUUCAUCUUUAUUCUUUCUUCUUGGGUAUUCAGUGCUAGGCAUUGGUUCAGAGGACCCAUACGCAACAUUCAAGAAUGAAGAUUCAAAAAAAUAUUUUCAUUAUUUCAGCAUUAAUUGGACAUUUGUUGUUUGGGGUUUAAUGGCCCCAUUUGCUUUACGGAAUUUUUUUAAAGUUAAACAUUGAUGCCUUUGUUUGAAACAUUCCUAUUAUUAUGACCUUGA
Dendrobium catenatum is the source of this 1770-nucleotide messenger RNA. Its product is annotated as amino-acid permease BAT1 homolog. Bases 70 to 1626 code for a protein of 518 amino acids. Gene Ontology annotation, cellular component: membrane. The record is from RefSeq and is a predicted model, not a curated record. Lineage: Eukaryota; Viridiplantae; Streptophyta; Magnoliopsida; Asparagales; Orchidaceae. Gene Ontology annotation, molecular function: L-alanine transmembrane transporter activity; gamma-aminobutyric acid transmembrane transporter activity; L-glutamate transmembrane transporter activity. Gene Ontology annotation, biological process: transmembrane transport; gamma-aminobutyric acid transport. The transcript has 8 exons.